ACGACUGCAAACUGCCCCGGGAAUGAGGAGCUGGACUUCAGACUGAUUUUCGGAGAGGACGGGCAGCAGCAGCCGUUAGGCCCCGCAGGAUGUGAGACAGACCGCCAGUGAUAUCAGAGAGACUGAUCUUGGCUAAUGAAAUCUCCAGAUGCCAGCAGUCACCACAACCUCUUAGUGACUAGUCAGGUUUGAUUUUGUCCUGUUAACAUGCUGUGACAUAUCGUGUACCUGCGGGUUUGUCUUUGUCUUGCUUAGAAAUGAAGGUAUGUCAAGGCACAUUUUUAGCGUAAUGAAAUGAUUAAACUGAGAGCAGCUAGUGGAGAAAGAAUUGUUGCCCCCUUGUCUAUAAUGUUGUCAUUGCUCUGCUUCUCUGAACCAAGAGCACGAUCCUCUCAGUCCUUGUCGUGGGAAAGACUGAAAUUACAUCGCUCUCAUGGUGGACUAUUUUGAGCUCCCAAAGAGAGUGGCAGAGGGCAGGCGGCAGGUUCUAGUGACUCGUUUGUACUUAGUGCAGGAGAACCCCUCUCGUCCCAGCACGUCUACAGCCUUCAACUUUGUACUGCUCAAGCACUUUGUGAUCUUAACGAGGAGAGGAGUGGAAGGAUGCUGUGUGCCACGUCGCCAGGUGAGUGUGUGGGCACUCCCAGACUCUAGCCAGAUCUGGAGCCUGAUGACAACACGUCGUUCUACAUCCUAAAUGUGGGCCAGCCCCAGUCUAUGGUCACCAACCACCAGUCUAUUGGCCUGCCUCGUCAUGGCAUGCAGUCCCACUCCCAGAUCAUCAGCACUUCCCCACGCCUUCACUCACACAAACCAGGAUCUGUGCCUCCGGGCUAUGGGGCACAUGACUCCAAGUAUGGCACCUCCCCUCUGCUGCCCUCUGCUCCUGUGGAGGCACCAAAGGCCUUUGAGUGCCCCAGUAUCCAGAUCACCUCCAUCUCCCCCAGCUGCCAGCAGGAGAUGGAUGCCAGUGAGGAGGAUCUGAGGGCCAAUGUCCCUGAUGGGGACUACCACGGUGAUAGGCCCCUGUCCAGAGACCACCUGUAUUUGCCCCUGGACCACUCAUACCGGGACUCUUCGCUUAGCCCUAGUCCGUGCAGCAGCCUCUCCUCUAGGAGCUGGUUCUCUGAUGCCUCCUCCUGUGAAUCAUUCUCACACGUCUAUGACGAUGUUGACUCCGAGCUAAAUGAAGCGGCUGCCCGGUUCACCCUGGGCUCCCCGCUUACUUCCCCAGGCUGUGUAUCCCCUCAAACCAGUGGUGGGCUUUUGGAGGAGCAGCCCCACUGGCAGCACCAUCACCCCGCCUUUGUGCACCACUCCCACUCCAUCAGCCUGUCACCCCGACAGUCCCCCUGUCACUCUCCACGCACUAGUGUCACUGAUGAAAAUUGGCUUAGCCCGAGGCCACCUUCCAGGCCUUCCUCACGUCCCACCUCACCCUGUGGCAAGAGGCGCCACUCUAGCGCCGACAUCUGCUACCCCGUCUCAUUGUCUCCUCAUCACUCACCCACACCCACGCCAGGACCUUCACCUAGGAGCAGCGUGACAGAGGACACCUGGGUUGGCAGUCCCUCUGUAGGCAUGUCACCCUUCCAGUGCUGCCCAUCUGAGGCAGACAUCCCAUCCAAGACAAGGAAGACCUCACAAGACAGAACUUCUAUGCAGACUGGUAAAGGGGAGCUGGGGCUAGAUGACCAAGGAAAUAUGUCUCCUAAUCUAGACUCUCCUUCAGACGAGGGCCUGCACAGCCUGAAGAAAGAUGGUCCCGGGGAACAGUUCCUCUCAGUGCCCUCUCACUUCUCAUGGAAUAAACCUAAACCCGGUCACACACCUAUAUUCAGGACCUCCUCACUGCCUCCUUUAGAUUGGCCGCUGCCAAGCCAAUUUGGCCAGUAUGACCUGAAGAUAGAGGUUCAACCCAAAGCCCACCACCGAGCGCACUAUGAGACUGAGGGCAGCCGAGGAGCCGUCAAAGCAGCAUCUGGUGGCCACCCAAUCGUCAAGCUCAUUGGCUACAGUGAGAAGCCCAUCAACCUGCAGAUGUUCAUCGGAACAGCAGACGACCGGUACUUGAGGCCACACGCCUUCUACCAGGUGCACCGGAUCACCGGGAAAACCGUAGCCACAGCCAGCCAAGAAAUUGUAGUCUCCAGCACCAAAGUUCUCGAAAUUCCUCUUCUGCCUGAAAACAACAUGUCAGCCAGUAUCGACUGUGCUGGCAUCCUUAAGCUGCGGAACUCAGACAUUGAGCUGCGGAAGGGGGAGACGGAUAUAGGAAGAAAGAACACACGGGUCCGUGUGGUGUUCCGAGUGCACAUCCCUCAAUCCAACGGGAAGGUGCUGUCGCUGCAGGCUACCUCUAUUCCUGUGGAGUGCUCCCAGCGUUCGGCUCAGGAGCUGCCCCAAGUUGAGAAAUCCAGCCUGACCAGCUGUCUGGUCAGCGGGGGAGAAGAGAUGGUCAUCACCGGCUCCAACUUCUUCCCAGAGUCCAAAGUCAUCUUCCUGGAGAAAGGUCCUGAUGGACGACCACAAUGGGAAGUUGAGGCAAAAAUAAUGCGUGAGAAAACUCAAGGAUCCUGCAUCGUGGUGGAGGUCCCUCCCUACCACAGUAAGUCUGUGGGCUCAGCUGUGCAGGUGCAGUUUUAUGUCUGCAAUGGCAAGCGGAAAAGGAGCCAAUCGCAACGCUUCACUUACCUUUCAGUCAUGGUGAAACAGGAGCACAGAGAAGAGCUGGACCUUUCUGCAGUACCCCCUAUGGCCAUGCCCCUGGCACAUGCUGCCAGUCUGGUGCGCACCCAGCUGCCUUCUCCUGAGCAGUGCCACCCAUCGGACAACCUUCUGUCCAGCUCCCCUCACGGCCUGGCCACCGGCUCCGGACCUGGCCUGCUACCCCUGCAGGCCCCCUGCCCCUCCCUGGGCUCCCCGUCUUUCCAGCACCUGCCUCACCUCCAGGGUCGCAGCUUGCACCACCCCCCUGCCGACUGCCACAUGACGUUCCACCCGGGCUCUGCCCCUUCUCCUCUUCCGGCUCCCCCCCGGCCCUCCUACCAGCCUAUGCAGCACAGCCACAGUCAUAGUCAUAGCCUGCCCUUCAAUGGCCAGUCCAGCCUCCCUCCUCAGGGCUACGACAGGAUGCCUUUUCAGCACAGCCCCAGUGAGGCGUCACACCCAAUGAGCAUGGGAAUGGUGUACCCUUCUUCCCCUUGCUCCUCACCAUCAGCUCCUUCCUCUUCAACCACCAACCCCAUUGCUGGGUCUCCCCAGAGCCAGCAACCCCUGCUCUCCCCUUCAUCCCCACACCUGCACACACUCGGAGGCUAUCACUGCUCCCCAAAUCCAACCCAGGUGCCCUCUCCGGGUGGCCACCCCCUCGUGGGGCCUCACUCUUCCCAACUGCAGAGGGCUAUGAGCUACCACCCGGUAAGUCAAAGGUCAGCCUCUUGUCCCACACCGCCCAGCGCCCCUGCUCCAAGGAUGAUCCCCUCACCCCACUCUGGGCCUUCCUCCCCUCAGCUCCACUCGCUGCCCUACCAGUCUCCCACCUCAUCCUCCCCCACCUCUUGUGGCAGUCCUCUGGGGCCCGUGCAACAGCAGCAUUCAGGACAGCGUUCCCCCCAGGCUACAAGUCCGGUCAUGGCCAGCCUGUCCCCGGUGGCUGCCGGGCCUCUGGGUCACCCUCUAAGCCCGCAGGGACCCUUCCCCUCAGACGGAGAGAGGCUGAACAUCAAAGAGGAGCCAGAGGAGAGGGAGCCCACCUUCCGCUCCAUCGGCCUACAGGACAUCACGCUGGACGAUGUGAAUGAAAUCAUCGGCAGAGACAUGUCCCAGUCCCCCAGCACUCGUGGUCCUCCAGCAGCACACAGCCAGUCAUAGCCCAGCCAACACUUAGGCCCCGACACAGGCUUUUGGGACAUGACCCCACCCCUCACCCCCCCACCCCCUCCAGUUCUUGACCCCGGACCCCCCCAGUCCUGGUCAGGGACAAGAGGGCAGGACGAGACAAGAGACCGUGGUCAAAGACAGAAUACGGUUUGGAGAUUCUGUCUCCAAACCGCUCAUGGACCUGCUCCACCACCAGCCGGACAAGAAGACACUCUCGCUGGCCUCCUCCGAUUUCAUUUAAAAACGAUUUAGCUUAUUUAGAGAUAUAGAUACAGAACUCGCAACCCCACACAGAGUAAAGAGAACGGUGAGCGGGGGGAUAGGAGCAUGUGGAGUUUAAAAUGAGCGAGGUUAAGAUGGUUGGAGAAUAAGACGCGACCCCCGUCCCUCUUCAUUAGGUGGGUGCCUGCCCUCUCAAAGCACCGCUGUCUUCCUGACCAAUCAGCUGUCCGUGACUCUGGAGCACUCGCUUUUUGAAGAACUCUCUCUCUCUCUCUCUCUCUCUCUCUCUCUCUCUCUCGCAGAGACAAUACAACAAGCGUGUGUUGUCCUCCCCCUGUCACCAGCAUCGGCCUUCGUCAGCGAAGACAUCUUGAGACAUAUAAGAAUCAGAGAAAACUCCGGAGUGCACAGUGCUCUCUCACGGGAAGCCAGAGCUGGGAUUCCGUUACUCCUGUAACUAAUCACACUUGGAAGUUAGAGAUGAGAAAUUCGUUUGCUGUAAAAUUGGAUUGCCAAAUUCAACUCCAAACCACCCUGAAGGAUCAGAAUUUCAAUUAUUAGCUUAAAAAAAAAGUAAGAAUUUUGAGUAUCUGGCUGAACACUCUUGGCUCAGUGAUGACGACACCGUCCGCUCCUUGUUUUUGUCCCUUUCAAGAUGAUACAACCAUUCAGGUUCCGGAGUGCAGGGACCCAGCGGGGAGGACGAGCUCCUCUGCCGCUGGUCUGGGAUCUGCAGCCUGCAACAUUCCACAACUUUUAGCAACCUUUCAGCCGUGUAGAUAUCUGUACAUGAAUCCCCUUCUCUCUUCCUCCUUUUGUCUCUUGUGUUAUCCUCAUUUACGACCUCCCUCUCCUGUAUUUCUUUAUCUUCUUCAAGUUGAACAAAUGCCUUAUUAACACUUCGCAGCUUUGAAUGGUAGCUAAAGCUUUUUUUGUUGUUGCUCUUUUGCACAGCUGGCUUUGAGUGUGACUAUAAUAAUGUUUCGGAAACACGAUUUUAUGAAUCCUAAAGAGGGACAUGUGGGGUUUAAGGACUGAGUUACCCCUUUCAUUUUUCAUUCAGAGAUAUUUGAAGAUGCCCCUUUAUUUUCCAGGUUACAGAGAAGUGUUUUUAUUAAUCCACAGAGACAGACGUCUCUGCCUCUGAAAUUUCUUCUCAUGCAAUAACUCUCCAAAUCUCCCAGGGGCCCUUGUGUGCCUUUGAAUUCCUGACAGCCACCAUACCUGUGACGGUAUGACGAUAUAAUGGGAAAGUAUAUUUAUACUUAAAGAUGUUUAUAUAUUACAUGUAUGUGGUGUUCCCCCUCUUUAACGAACAAGGUAAAAAUGACAAAUCCCAAAGUAGGGAGAACAUCUGGAUGCACUUCCCUUGUUUGCCACAGUCUAUGUUUGCUGUUCACAAUCAAACACUUCUCCUCUCAUUGUCUCCAGAAAGGUGUCUAUUCACGAUGAUGUAUUCAUAUUUCUUAUUCUGACAGAUAUGCAGUGCCUGUACGGCAGCAAUAACACAGUCUCGAGUAAAGAGCGUCUUCAGGCAGGUUUCUGGCGUGGACAGAUUCCCAUUGGUUUGGUUUUUUUUGCCUUAAGCUUGACAAUAAUGCUCCUGCAUGAGAGAGCUGAGGAGUGUUGCUUAUGACGGUUUGAAGUCAGUUUCCAGGUGACAGUUUCCAAAAAAUGAUUCUGCUAUGCAUUAUAAUUCUGCUAAUGCCUUUUAAAAUGGUUAAAAAAAAAAAACAACAACAAAAAAAAAAGACCUUGAUGCCUCUACGUAGAAGUAGACUGUAGACUGUAGACUUGUUGUAGAUGCUUGAUUGAGUCUGUUAGCAUUCUGGAGUUGUCCAUCAGCCAAUCUGCCUUGUCAAGGACAGUGCGAGCAUUUUAAUAAAUUCAGUUGUGUGUGUGUGUGUGGGGGAUAAAUGGUUGGUUGGUGUUUGUACCAAAUAUGCUGUACAGAAGACAGGAACUCUUAAGAGUCCUGUUUUCAACAACAGAAGCACACACAUGCAUUUAGGCUAUGCAAACUAUAAGAGCAGCAAAUGUGAGAUAUGACAAUGAAUAUGAAAAACGAGAUUAUAAACUACUUGUAAUGUUGCCUAUGAACUUUACAGAGCGGAAAAGAAAAAAUGAAUAUUCAGAUAGUGAGAGUAUCAUGUCACUAUGUAAACAGUUAGGAUGCCUUAACUCUUGUUUGAAAACCAGUUUGUCAGUGUGUCUGUAUGCUGGGUUGAUUUUUUUUUCUAUAACUAUUAUUAUUUUACUUGUUUUUUGGAGGGGGGGGAGGGGACACUGUGUGGACAUUGAGGGUUCGGUGGGAGGAGGGAUAUGUCUUUUUUUUUUUUUUUUUUUUUUUGCAUAUGAAGCUGGUUCUGCAGUUUGAAAGACAAAACAAAACCAGCAUUGACAGUAAACUCUGGCUGCCGUACUCGUCUGUCCCAACCAAAGACCGAACAAUAUGUUCCCAUUUUACAUUAUGGUAAA
Molecule: messenger RNA, 6582 nt
Organism: Perca flavescens (yellow perch)
Lineage: Eukaryota; Metazoa; Chordata; Actinopteri; Perciformes; Percidae
Gene: nfatc3a
Product: nuclear factor of activated T cells 3a
Exons: 11
Coding region: 718-3873 (1051 amino acids)
Biological process (GO): cytokine production; regulation of transcription by RNA polymerase II; calcineurin-NFAT signaling cascade
Cellular component (GO): transcription regulator complex
Molecular function (GO): RNA polymerase II cis-regulatory region sequence-specific DNA binding; DNA-binding transcription factor activity, RNA polymerase II-specific; transcription factor binding
Source: RefSeq, a predicted model, not a curated record